Molecule: messenger RNA, 3088 nt
Organism: Trichobilharzia regenti
Lineage: Eukaryota; Metazoa; Platyhelminthes; Trematoda; Strigeidida; Schistosomatidae
Source: the annotation of a GenBank genome assembly
UUCUUGAAAUGUUAACAACAACACACUGUCAGACAAGGCGUGAGAGCGACAGGCUCAGAAUACUUCAGACUGAUUCACAUUAUGUUCAGAAGAAGAAUUAGGAUAAAAUAAGAUGAAAAGAUUGAAUAUUGCACACACCGGUAAUUUAGAUAAUUACCUAACAGUAAAAUGUGUAUGUUCGCUCUAUAAGUUAUAUUAAAGUUCAACAGAUAUAAGAACGUGCACGAUCACGUCUGUCUGUCAUAUGAUUCACAAAUCUACUUUCGCACUAUUUUUACUUUCUACAACAAAGUGUAAGAGUGAGAGGAAAUUUAGAGGCAUAACACACAAUUAUAUUUUUUUAAAAGGCAUAUGAUAAUUCUUUGAAAAAGCAGUUUCAUUUCUUUAAUUAAAUAGUUACUUUUACAGACAUAUUACUUAACGAUAUUCUAAAAUGCAUACAUAUACAUAUUUGGUGCUCAAAAAGAGUUCCUGGUUCAAUGGGUAACCGCUCGCCAGCUGUAGCACGGGAUAUGACACUUCGAUUUCUAGCAGAAGACGCACACUCUCCCCCAAUCCACAGUAUCAUCUACCAGAAGUCGGUAGUAGGCCAUGAAACGAUGGUAGGCUUGGUGUGACUAGCAACCACAUCAUUGCUACUGAAACAUAUGAAGCUUUGAGCUUUAUGUUCCAUAUGUAUGACAUAAGCCUGUUGCAUAAAACUAACGAUGAAAUAGUCUGAGAAGUAAAAAAUUCAAGUUUAGAAGUUGUGUUUACUUACAGCCAAGGAUAUACCAUUUACGAAGUAUUUAGGCUCUUGCAAGUUGCAAGUUUCUCUCUUACCUAGAACUCUUGCACAAUCACAGAUCUCAUAUGCAUACACUGUCAUUUAGCAUCCUUAUUAAUAACUCCCUGUGUCAUUGCACCAAUUUUACCUGUUAAUGUUGUUAUCACUGAUAAUUAUCAAAACACUAUCAGAACAAUUUGUCUGCAUAAUGCAAUCACUCACUCCAGAAUAAUUUAAUGUAUAAAAAGGGGUGAUAAUACAUAACUGAGAAAAACCUUCAUCAGAUUUAGCUAACUAGGCAUGCCUACUACUACUACUAAUUUAACCACAGAAAAAGAUGCUAUGAUAAUUUCGUAAAAUUCAAAUGAGAACAUGAAAAGGGGAGAAUAAAAAAGAAUGAUAACCACAAAAGCAAGCAGAGUAUUCCUAAUUUAGUCAAAAGGCAAUAAAAGACGCAUAAAAUGAUCACGUAAAGCUAUUUAGACAUAAUAAAGUACAGGUAUCUAAACUACUACUAUGACUAUAAUUAACUGAGAGUUCCAUAACCACCCACUGAUUGCACACACACACACAAACUAUAAUCCCCUUGAAUUUCGAGUGGAACACAGGACUUCAGCUCAGGCGGAUCGCCGUUUCACUCUGGUCACUGCAGUCACUUUGGGUUGCUGAUCCAUACAUCUCCAUUGUCUUCUGCACAUAUGAUGGUUGGAUCACAGGUCCAUUACCGGUCUUCGUUUCCGAUCGUCUCUGGUCAUCUGAUCUUCAGUUUCGAGAGAAAGCAGCCACUGUUGAAGGUCUACAGCAAGCUGGUGGAUAUGCUUAUGUAACUCAUCAAGUCUUUGAAUUAUUUAAGAGGCACUAAUUUGACUUUAGUUUCUACAAAAGUGGUAAGUGCUUCUCGCGCUGCACUAGUUGUUGGGCUCUGUGGUCUCAUACAAGCUGCGUUCUCCGCUGCACAGCAUCGUUCUUCUAUCCAUUUAACAGGACAGGAAUAUAGCUCGUUACUUAUUCAUAUCCUUGUGCAAAUAGUUCUUUCUUUCAUUGUUGUCUGUAUUAGUCUCGUUGGUCUCGCUGGGAAUCUCAAGGAGUUAGAGGCUGCUGCAGAGUUCAGGGAGAAGUUUGUUCCAUCAAUCGUUUCAUAUAUUUUUAGGACCUGCGAUUAACUUGGAAAUAGACCUUCCUUUUACAUUUUUCAUCACCGCAAAGCUCUCUUGUCGACUAAUCCCACCCUCUAAUUCAGUAAUCACAAUGUCCACCAAUCCUAUUGUUCUUGCCCGUGGACACACUGAAGCAGUCACAACUUUGUCACUUUCUGAUCAUCUGCUGGCAUCUGGAAGUGCGGAUGGCAAUACCUAUUUCUGGUCUCUGGAUUUGAUCCAAAGUCCUUGUCCUGUUCUCCAGGCUCCAAGAUAUGGUCACUGUUCUAGUCUCAAAUUUAGUGUUAAACAAGAAAAUAUACUCUACGGGGCGUAUAGCCAAGAAAUUAUCUCGUGGGAUAUACGCAACUUAAGACAGCUAUUCGAUAUUUGGAAAGUUAAUGAAGGGAGAGUAAAUUCGAUUGACGUAUCUGAGACUGAAGACCGGCUGGCGUCAGCAGAUGAUACUGGUACAGUACAGAUUAUUGAUCUGAGUAAUGGUUCGCUUGUUCGUACUCUCAAGAAACAUGAUAACAGCGUGUCUUCAGUUAAGUUCCGACCGGGUCGUCCCUGGCAGCUGGUGAGCGGUGGUGUCGACUGUAAAGUUGUCGUAUCCGACUGGCGGGGAUCAGGCUUGGCGGUUAAUAUUUUUGAGCUGAGUGAAAUUGCUGACUACUCUGGCUCAGACUCAAACAAUGUUGAGGCUGACGAUUCUUAUAUAGACAGUAUAGAUGAUGAAUCCUUGAAUGUACUCCUCCGUUCCAACUCCACCAUGAACUUUGACGGGGGUAAUACCAGAACGAAUGACCGCAUUCGAGAUCGGUUUGCCGAGCAGAUUGUAAGUCAACCAGCGUCAACAUCUUUUCGUGUAUGUUACAUGUGUCCUUAUUAACUGUGUUUCAACCUACAGGAUUUCAUGAUGACAAGAACAGUAUCCUGUUCCAUGACUCCUCAUUUUAUAAAGUAGCCUACUGUGUAGACUAAAGUGGGAUGAAACUUAGGCAUUUCAGCGUGUGUUCUAGGUGUUAAUCUCAAUAUUUCUGGUCGCUUCUUUAAAAGUGAAAUCUGUUUAUUUUUGGUCUGUCAUGUCGGAAAGUAUAUAAUGAGCUGUAAAUCCCAGUUGGCGUCACAAUUAAGGCUCUUCAUCUCAUUCUAGUGAAGCUCAUAAUCGUAAAUUUGAUGAUUG